Centropristis striata (black sea bass) is the source of this 2256-nucleotide messenger RNA. RefSeq names its product cilia and flagella associated protein 90 (gene cfap90). The record is from RefSeq and is a predicted model, not a curated record. The transcript is spliced from 3 exons. The coding region runs from base 41 to 457 and encodes 138 amino acids. NCBI's taxonomy places the organism in Eukaryota, Metazoa, Chordata, Actinopteri, Perciformes, Serranidae.
CUGAGGUUUUAUCACCUUUUCUGGGUGAUUUUCAGCCGACAUGAUGGACGUUUCACUCGAGGCUCGAACCAAACCGCUUUCUACACUGUCUGCAUUUAGUUAUAUCCCACCACGAAGAAAGGAGGCAAAAGAAAUGACAUAUUACAAUACAGAGUCGAAGGUCCCAGAAGUGUCCAUGUAUGACCAAGUGUUCCACCAGGAGCAGGGUUACGAUAUGAAACUGCGGCGAGAUGACAGGAAACACUACAAGGGAAGAGGUCUCAACAUAAAUGAUGAGGAGAAGUCCAGAUCUGUCCCGGUGCGCUCCUCUGCAGAAUAUGGCCGCCGUCCUGUUCCCGCCCUCUACCAGACAGGACGAGAGCAUGCACGUGUGGCUUGCAUUAAAGCUGAAUUUUUCAUGGAAAAUGGGAUCAUCUGGAAUCUGGCAGAAGGAUACGGAUCAGUGGCCCCUAUUUGAAAGGCUGAAGUACCACAGCGUGAGAUGAAAGUGUUUGUUCUCACUGUGCAAAAAAUAAACCAGUGUUGGAGCAUGUACAUUAAAAAAAAGAACUUGUUCCUAGAACGAAAUUAAAUAAUGGAAAUAAUUUCCACCUAAAUAAAAUGCUUUAAUUUAGCGAGAAACAGUUUUGUUGAGUGAACAAAAUGUAAAUAUGUUGGGUCAACAUGAUGUAUUUGCAUUACUGUUAAUUAAUUACCAGGGGUCAGUCCAACUAGAUUUAUAAGGGUAAUUGUAACAUACGAACAUAAUUUUCUUGGGCCAUUUAAACAUGUAUGACGUUAUUAAGAGUUACUUUAUUUAAUAGGGUUGUUACAACUACUUUUUAAAAUAGUGCAGUACAUGAAUUAAUUGUGCUGAACCAACAAAACAAAGUUAGAUUGAAGUGGUUUAGCCUAAAAGAUUACCUUUAUCAUAUAAAAAUAAACAUAAUAGUAAUUAUUCAGGAAAUAAAUCAUUUUUAAACAGAGUAUUAUAUUCAGCAAUUUAAUUAGGUUGUUUUAACAUAAAGUAUUCUAGUAAAUUUUAAAGUGUUGCAUUUUAUGCUAAAACUACAUGUUUUAAAACUGUUCAACCACAAAACAUCAUUUUAUUUAGUAGAAGCUACAUGUUAGACUAAGGAGAAGGUAACAGACACCCAGUUUGCUUUUUUUGAGUGUAGAUUUCAAACAUCAACUGUCAUUUAAUCAGAAGACAUUUGAUUAUGAUAUAUAUUAUAUUCUGGUGAUUAGCAAAGGGAACAGUUCUUCAGGAGGCUUUAAAGAACAAAUCAGAAAAUAUGAAGACGGUGACAUUUUCCAGAGUGUCAUUUAAAGGUUCAGGUGGUGCAGACAGUAUAUACAUCUAAAAAUGUCCUCCAGUUAUUGCAGCUGGAUAUUGCACAUGAUAUCAGAGAUCAGUCUUGGCGUUCAGAUUUCCUGUCUUCAGUAUAAUUGCUGCUUUUAUUAAGAGACUGAAUGUUCUGUAUGGCAGGCGUGAUAUGAAUCUUUAAACUGACAGGAUUUCUCUAUGGAGCAUGGCACUUACAACUGACAGAGGGACUGAAAUUAAUUCACACAAGUUAAAAAAUUGCUUCCACCAAACCCACAAUUCACCACUAUACACUGCCUGAUCUCUAUUGUUACCCUGCUUUAUGUAAAUACAGUUCUUUCUCUGCAUCACUAACCUCUGAUUUGCAACUUCUUGGAUUCUUUUUGUGUAUAAAUUCUGAACCCACGCAACUGAGACCAACCUCCUACAUAAUAGGAUUUUUUUUGAGCACAGACAUCUCUCAUUUGCCUCUGCCUUUGUACUCUGGCAGAAAUAGCCCAUUUAUUCUUAGAAAUGAUACAGUAUUUGUUUGGUGUUAGAGCGGCAGUGUUUAUUUAAGAGGAUUAGGAGCUAAUGCACAAGGUGGCAUUUCAAAGGGAGAAAGGGAAAAAUAGCUGAGUAAAAUGUAAAUGCAGUUGCAUAAAUUAGUAUUAUUUGGUCACAAAAGCUUCCAGAAAACAAUGGUUUCACACUUUAAUCAGCAGAUUCAUCCUCAGAGAUUUCUGCUAAAUCCUGCAGUAAAUGGAGCUUAUUACAUCAUAGAGCCUUUAUUAUUUCUCCAUAUAUUUACUAUACAAAUAACUUCUGAAUGCUCAUACUUUAUGAAUAUUUUACAAGAAAAAAAUCUAACUAGCCACAUGGUAUAUUGAUACAUGUAAUAGAUCAGUUUUACAUGAUCAUAUAUUACUAAUGCAUUCUAGCAUGUUUGAUGAAUACAAUAAAUGCAUCCG